This is a messenger RNA of Xyrichtys novacula (pearly razorfish), 9040 nucleotides long. Lineage: Eukaryota; Metazoa; Chordata; Actinopteri; Labriformes; Labridae. The record is from the annotation of a GenBank genome assembly.
AUGCAAAACAACGCGAGAAAGCCUCACCCGGUUAAACCCCGACUGAGCAGUGUUAAUAAUGCCGGUGGUCCAUCAUCCAAACAUGUCUGCAAACCUCAGAGCAGAAAAAUUUCUUAUCGAGUUGGAUACAACUGGAAUAGAGGUGGAAGACUCAAGGAGCUGAGAAUAAGGUAAGAAGACUCUCAAUGUGAAUAAAAACAAACUCAAAACUUACAUUUUUAGUCUUGCUUUUAACAAAAUUUUAUAUCAUUAACUUUACGUGUUUUAGCAUUUAUCUCUUUCUAGUUUUAAUGACAGGAUCGUCAUUUAUUGAGCUAUUUUGGUGCUCUUAUUUUAGUGUCUUUUACUGUUGUUUUUAUUUCAUUUUACAGCUAACUGAACAAAAACAUGGCAGUCCAACAGUAUCACCAAACUGUCAUCCAUGUGAUCACACUCAAUAGUAGAUAACUUUUAGAGAUGUGUCAAGUGAGACAAAAAGACAACUGAAUUUCCCUUUGAGGAUUGAUAAAGUUAUUCUUAUUCUUAUUUGUGUAUGAAAAGUGCUAUAUAAAUAAAGACUGAUUGAUUGAUUGACUAAAUGUAGACUUCUUAAUUUCAGCUUCAAACUUAAUCAUUUAUGACAAAAAAUGUUCACUCACUGUAGGCAUUUGGCAAGAAAGUUCUUGAAGAUAUGGAUUCGGAGGACCUUUGGCCGUAUUCUCCCCCAUACAGCAAAGUAACUAUACCUAUAAUUUUGGAAAUACUGUUUGUAUGCAUGUCUGUCUAUAGUUUGUUAGUUAGCAGGAUCACAGUCUGUUUUCCCAGUUGUAAAUGUCCUGCCUACCACAGUUUGGAAAUCUAUUGCGUGUUGCAGGUCCCACUAUAACAAUGUGGUCUUGAGACGAGCCUUUGCAGGAUGGAGAGAUGAGUGGUGGACAUCCCAGAGGGAGUGGAGUCUAAGCAUGCGAGCAGAGUGUCACUACAGGUCCACAGUGUGUUUUUCAGCCGGUCAUAAAAAUCAGAUAUACUGUAAAUCACUAGUAACAUAUUUUUGUGUUGCAGGUAUUAUCUGUGUAACUUGGUGUUACGUCACUGGCAGAUAUUUGUGUCACUGCGGAGGGAGAAGAAGAGCAAACUUCAAAAUGCUCAGCUGUUUGGUAUGAUUGCGGCUGAUUAGAGGACAUCAUUUCAUCCUAAAGCCUUGUGUGUUUUGUCUGAAAUCACUUUGUUUCUUUUGCCAGCCGACAGAAAAAGAAUGAGUCUGGUUUUGGACAGGUGGGAGGUUUUCGUUGACAUGAAGCGCAUCAAGAGAAAGAUGCUCGAAUCUGCCCUCGAGCUGAGACGACUCACAACUCUGCAGUAAGAACAUUACAUUUCAUAUCAAACCUACACUUAUGAUGUGUGGGCAACUGGUUUUAACACUUUUUUUGUUAUAUUUAUGCAGUUCAGCUUGGAGGUUGUGGCAGGCUAGGCUGCAGCACUGUAAAGAUUUGUACACUCUAGAGAGCCAAGCCUUAAAAGAGAAGGAGCUAACCUUACAACGCAGGGUAAGGACAUUGUCUGGUGUGCUUUAGAUUAAAAGAAUGUUACAAUCACAUGCAAAAGAUGACUGAUUUCCUUCCUUUCAACUUUUCAUGGUAUUUCUACCAAAGGCCUGGUUUCAGUGGAAAGAAAUGCACACAGCUGCUCUUUGUCAGAAAGAAAAGGAAUCCAAAGCUGCACUUCACUUCAUCCUCUGCCUUAAAAGAAAAACAUUGCACCACUGGAAAUGUGUUGUGCCAUGUAUGAAGAAGAAAAGAGAGUCAGAAGGUAGUUUCAAACACUAUUGAGGACUUUUAUUUGAGCACUUUAAUAAGCUGCUAACUUCUUAACACUUUUGUUCAAAUACUUACAGCUGCUGCCCAGCGUACCCGCCAUCUUCGCCUGUUGGCGAUGUGUUGGAGCCGAUGGAAAAGCUCACUGCAUCACAAAUGGAACGAGGAGAAUCGCCUGCAAGCUGCAGAGCGUUUCGCCAUACAGAGCACCAAGCGCAGAACACUAGAGUGCUGGAAAGCUUGUAUCCUAAAAUUUAUUCAUAAAACGCAUAUUUAUAUUUUCAUACCAAAUAUGUCACCAUUUCCAGCCCAGUGAGGGUCAGCAGGAGGUCAUAUUUAAUGGCACAGUUAUUUUUCUUAAGCAUUUCUGUAGAUGUGAUGCUGUGUAGGGAAGAUGCUGAUAAAGACAGGAAUGCAACUCAACAUCAUUGCCAUAAUCUGCUGGUGAGAUCCUGUUUGAAAUAAAGCAGUUGCUCAUAAACAGAGAGUUUGAUAAUGAAUGUAUUGAUUGCUGUGUGUUCUUGUUGCAGCGUGCAGGUUUUAUGGGACUUUCUCUGAAUGUUCUUAGGAAAAAAACGCAUCGACUGAACAAAAUCAUGGCAGUCCAACAGUAUCACCAAACUGUGAUUUUAAGCAGCACUACCAUCAUCCUCUUAUUUUAAGUUUCACAUACAUGCCUGGAGUCAGGUUUCCAGGGAUUCUUGACUUGAUUUUUAUGUUUUACAGAUGAGAACAAAGUACUGGAGGUUGUGGCAGGACCGUCUGGAGGAGGCUGAAGACAAGAGCUUUAAACAGCUGGCAGAAACGGCUUCGACUAACUACAGGUGAUUUUAAUUUGUAUUUCCUAUUCUAUACCACUUGACAUUUUGAUACCGUCGAGUAAAAGCUGUAAAGACUGCUGAACUCAAGGUAAAAAUAAAUGAACCAUGAAGUUGGUGAAUUUUUUGACUUGGAUUGCUUUCCUCUCACAGCACAUCCCUGCUCAGCCGCUGUUUUCAGCACUGGAGAGAAACACUUGCUCAGCAGAGACACAUGCAGGUAUGUUAUGAUCCAAGGUGUGAUCGAUGUAAACAGAGCAUUGUUAGAGAUUUCUAUUGAUAUUCUGCAGAAGUGAACAGAAGGAAGGAAUUUUAUGACUGUUGAAACUAUAAAGCACCCAAAAAGUAACCUCUACAAAUUUUCGGUGGUUGUUUGAAAUUAAAAACUGAUAUGAACUUAAGAGUAUGAGCUGGUGUUUACAAAAGCUAAAGUUAGGGACACAUAAAAAGCAUAGUUGUGUUUCUGUGCAGGGGGUAAACGUGGAGCAAUAUCAAUGCUUCAGUCAAAACUGUUACAGGAUUUAACUCCUUUCUGUGUUUUUGCGGAAUAAAAUUGUUAAAACUAAUGUUAGUAAACUCUUUAUGCAUGUAUCUUUAUUCAUCUAAAACAUGUUAAUCCAGUUUUAAAAAUUCAUUCAAAACUUCAGUAAACAUUAAGAUAACUUUCUGACAUGGUUUUCUACAUAGUUUACCAAAAAAAAACAUUUUCUGCAGGAAUUGGAGCGUCAUGCAGACAUUUGGUUUGCUGAACGCAUCCUGCCUCAGUGUUUUGACUCGUGGGCUGAGUUCACUCUGCAGAGAAAACUUAGUAAACAAAGGAAACACGAGGCAAACGUCUUCAAUCAGUGAGUUACAACCUCCCUCAUCCUCUUCCUAAAUGUUCAUUCAAACUGGAAUUCAUUCCCAUUCAUAAAAGAGCUUAUUAGUGUCAUGUUUGGACUUGAUUUCUUGUGAUCACUGUGUUUUCAGGCAGCACCAGUAUACCUGGGUCUUUUACACCUGGUGGGGACGAGCAGAGCAGCACAAGGAGCAAAAGUUGUCAGAGAGGAUGGUAUGUUGCUGUAAACAAAUUAAAAUCAGUUUUAUUUGCCAAGUUUUUACAGUUUUGGAAACAGACUCCUCUACACAAACAUGUACAAACAUUGGACAAGAAAUAUUACAAAAAUACCGACAAGCUGAUAUAUCGACAUUUAACUUAAAUAUACAAGUUUGUUUUUGGCACUGUGUAUUGUUUAUUGGAUGUGCAAAGUUGAGGAUGACAUGCUGACAGGCAACUUGCUGUUACUAGGCAUUCCUUCAUCAUGAACGGAGCCACCUGCAGAGAGCCUGGAGUCGGUGGAGGCAGCGCACAGAGCAGCGGAUCAUUGAGGAGGAGAAACAGGAAGCGUCAGAGCAUCUGUACAAACACCGACUGCUUCACAAGACAGUGAUGCAGUGGAAGGACAACAGCACAGAGAUGCGAGACAGGUGGAGAGACUAAAGGGUUGAACUAGAGGUUAGAAAGUGCUGCACGGUUGAUCAACAUGUUUUUGACUAUAAUUGUUUGCACAUCAGGAGAAGUCGAGAGCAGCAAGCCUGUCGGCAGUGCAACCUGCACUGCAUGAGGAGGGCUGUGGAAAAAUGGAAAAAGGUGAGUCUUUGGUAUUUUUGAAAAGCUUAUUUCUCAGUUAAAAAAGUGACUUUAUGGACCGAGAUGUGAGUUCACAAUGCCAAGAAACCGAGAAACAGAAUCCAACACAAGUUAGACGUACAGUAGUCUUUUUCAGGUUCAUUUUGUGUCUGUAAGUGUGUCAGUGACUUGUGUGUAUGUGUGUGUGUAUACUCAGUUUGUUCACAGGCAGCAGGUGAAAAAGAGCAAACUGCGGGAGAUGCAGCGUUUUCAUGAAGUCCAACUCUUAAAACACACAUUUAUGGCCUGGAAGGUAACAUAAAAAAUUUGUAAUCAAAUAGUAUUUCUUAAAGCUUGUGAUUAUAAAGAUGAUAUUAAGUCUGUUGCCCUCUGUGACCUGCUGUGUUCGCAGAAACACACUCUACAGACAUCUCAGCUCUAUAGUCAUGCGGAGGAACUUUACAGACAACAACAGGAGAACCUGUGCAGGUAUUGAAGUGAUUUAGAUAUUUUUCUUAAAAUAUGAUCCACCAGCUGCUUAUUAAUGCUACUGUCUGCUCCAAUUCUCCUCUGUCUGAAUCAUACCCCACUCAGAAAAGUUGUAUGCACUUGGAGAGGGAAUGCUGCGCUACGAGCUGAGGUCAGGCUCAUGAAGCAAGAAGCACAGACUCGCUAUGACCAUGUCCUUCAGCUUAAGGUUGUAAAACACUCUGGUGCCCUCAGUCUGUCGUUGUACUUCAACUGUAGAAGCCUUUUCUCAUUGCUUGUACUGAAUCAUCAGGUGUUCCUUGCCUGGAGAGGAGUAACGCAACAUGUAAUGUCGAGACACCGCCAGCAGAGGGAGGCAGUCGGCACAGUUCAGAGGUCCAUGAAUGAAGGUGAUGAGAUAGGAUUGAAGUCUAUUUUAAUUCCUGUUUUUCCCACAGCUUUAUGUCAGGAGGCAUUUUUCAUUUCAUGUAAAUUGAUAUUUUUCUGCCUUUACUCACAGCUGACUGGCCAAAAUCAGAUUAGACAGAGAUUAAAAUCCAUGUUGUGCCAGUAUUUUACUUGCAGUAGAAGCGUUGUCUGCUUUUUAACAUGACGUAUCCUUUGUUUAGUGCAACUGCUGAGGUCUUUCAGACAUUGGAGGAAGCAGACCAGAGCGGCUCGGAGAGAGAGGAUUUGCAUGGAAAAAGCCAGACAGCACCACGCGUCCAAACUUCUCUCUACAGCAAUGAAAGCGUGGAACAAGCAUCACUGCCAGUGUCGUAAAAACAAGGUGGCACCUUCACCAACAAGUAGCUGUUUUACAAACUUACAGCGCUGUUUCAACGCCGUAACGUGAAAUAAUAUGAUCAUUCUACAGGUUGUGAAACGGCAGGGGAUCCUGCUGCUCAGGCUGAAGAUGUACCAGGUGUACUUUGAACAGUGGAGAGUAAAGGUUUGUUAAUAUCCUUUUAAUAGACAAAUAAUUCAGCCUCUCUCUCAGAAGUCAUUUACUCAUUUAAUUUACUUAUGGAGCAGUUAAAGAUUUGUUUAAUGUCUUCAACAGCUCAGGAGGAUUUUCUUAAAGCUGGAAGAAGAAAAAUCUUUUACAAGAUUCAGCUGUUAUUUUUGGAAUCACUUGAAAAAGAAAUUGCAUUCAGGGCAGCUUGAUUAUUCAGUCAUAGUUAUGAGGAAUGUCCUCAAACCUGAUGCUUAAAAAAGACACCAAAGUCGUGGAACAAACCUUCAAAAAUGUUGAUCUGAGCUCAAAAGAGACAGAAAUCUAGAGAAUUAGCUUUGUUUCAUUUGCAUAAAGCUUUCCUGCAUAAAUCUGUAGUAUGAUCAGACAGUCAGUCUGAUGUAUGUGGUUUGAUUUAGAGCAGAUGAACUCUUGACCGUGACUUUGGUUUCCUUCCUGCUCACAGCUGCAGCACAGACAGAGAGAGACUCAGCAGACGGAGCGAGCGCUCUGGCACUGGUCCCUCUCUCUCCAGGCCAAGGUAACACCUGUCGUCUACUACCUACAGGAGCACGAAACAUGUAACCUUGGUUUAUCCUGAUGCUGUUUCUUGCUCCUGCAGGUGCUGUGUGGAUGGCGGCUUUGGGUCACAGAGCAGCACUGGAAACGAGAGCAGGCAGCCAAAGCUGCAGAGGCCUACAGAGACCAGCUGCUGAAGGAGGGCGUGUCAUGCAUCCUCACAUAUGCUGCUCACAUGAACGAUCUCACAACGAACCUAACACAACAAAGCCAACCACAGGUUGGAAUGCGUGUCAAGGUAUUUGUAUUAUCUCAAACAUUGAAUUAGUUGAUUCAGUCUCCUUGUGUCCUGCAGAGGUCUCGACGUCUGCAGAGAGUGGCGAAGCGCUGUGCUCUGCGAUGGAAGCAGCGCGCUCUGUGUAAACCAGAGAGAAAGCAAGAGGUCAAAGGCCAUCCACCAAAGAAGAGCGUGAGCUUCUGUUUGACUGGACUGAAGAGUGUCUCCCUGUUUGACUCAGAGGAGCCGGAAGCCGGAGAGCUUAGCAAGCUGUGAGUCCAAGCCCCUGACAUGCUUUGAGUUAGUGAGCAACCAUAGACUGUAUAUAGAAUGGAUGCCGUCUGCCUCCUCGCUGGGUGAAGCCACUGUGAGAAGAGCACCCUCUGUUGACGGGCUGCAGUAUAGGUCAUAAAGCCCGCCUCCUCCAGCAAUCCCUAUGGAGUUGUGGACAAACUUUAGAAAUUUAUCACACAGAAUGUAAAUUUUUCUCCCCCCUGCUUGUGAUGUUGACAUGUAGUUUCUGUAAGACUGGUUUGUGCUCAAGUCCUCUUUUUUCUGUACAGCUCCAUUUUUAAAAGUUAUUAGGGGUUCAUGUUUUCUAUGAUUGACACCUGAUACAGCCUAUGGGCAUACGAAGAUUGAGUAGCUCACCCGAGCGUCAUCACAGCGACUCUGGGUGACUCUUCCGCCGAAUGCGUACAAUGCUACUGCGCAAUGUUUGUUUCAGGAAGUGGAGAAAAUCCCGGAAAUACUGAGAGCCUUUCAGCUUCAAAUUCAUAUAAUGACAGGAGGCGGAGCCAAGUUGUCUGUAAUAUAAACAGUCUAUGUGUGCAACGAACGGAAUCAGAAUCACAGGAAGCUUCUCCUUUUUUUCAGACCGCCAAACCAUUCACAUCGACGCCAACCACGCCGCUGUGAGGAACUGUUUGAAUCUCCAAUAAAAACAAAGUACUGUCCUUUUUUCAACUAAAAUGAAAGAUGAGAUUUCAAAUUAAUUAUCUUCCUUAAUUCACAAUAUGGAGUCUAAACUCCAUCCCAUGCUGACUAAAGCUUCUUUGAUGUUUUUCAGCACUCAUGACUAUUCUGGCAACUCAAAUGCUAAAGUGGCAACAAAGCCCUCCAAGCUCGGCCCAGAGGAGCACAGAUAUACGGUGUCCUCCUGUGUCCAUCCAAGCAUCAUCAUACCUAAUGUGCCAGUCUCCGGGAUCCAUGUUUCGACCGCAGACCGUCCUCAGGAAAACCAAGAUGUUCUUCUGCCCCCCUCUGCUUUCAUGGCCACAGGAACGAAGAACAUGGUAACAACCUGUUGGACUUAUCAGAAUCCUCUCAGUGUUAAAUUCAGGAAAAAUGGGUUCAGUUGUUGUUUGUUCUGUUUCAAGUGUGGGAAGAUGUGUUCCACAAGCUCUGCAGAUGGUCCAUUUAUCCCUCCUGGAGAACAACAAUCAUCAGCUGACCCAGGUAUAGUUCCUGCACUUGUCUUCUUCGGUUUAUAUGAAGUUUGCAUGAUUAUCCAGUUUGAACUAUUAAUAUGCCAAAAAGUCUUUGAGCAAGUUGCUGUUUUGCUUCUUCAAGAGGUACAUCUGAGAACAUCUAGUGGAGAAACUCUGGAAGAAUCAGCGGCUGAUUUAACUUCAACUCUUACAAGUGAGCUUUCCCUGAUUCAGCUCGACAUGCAGACAUACCAGCAGGACAGGAAACAGCUUCGGUGAGAUACCUGCAGUAACAAUUUUCCAAAACAUACGACACUAUAUCCACCUCCUGACUGAAUAUUUGUGUGAUUGUUUUGUCAGGGCUUGGCAAAAACUGAGGCAGGUGCUGCAAAGUUGGCUGCAGACCAGCGGUCAAGAUGAACAAAUGGAAAAGCGUGCUGUUUGUGAGGAGCUAAAGGAAGUAAGCGGAUAAUUUGUUGUUGUAUUAUGCUCCAUCACUUUAAAUAAGCAUAUCAGAGAUGAGUCUACAUCACUUAUGUCAAACACAGUGGCUACUGAGACGUUUCAAUCAAUAAGGUCUACAGAGUUUCAAACACAAGUGUUGAAUUAAGAGAAUGAUAAUUUAGUAUAUCUGGGAUUUCUUUUAAUGUUAAUGGAAGAUGUGUGUGAACUAAAACGUGUGAACUUGAAAGACAAACACCUGAAGUGAUAAGUAUUCACCUUUAAUGACUUUUUUUGUAUUUAAAUAAGGGAACUUAUAAAAUAGUGUCCUGGUUUCAGUAAAUUAAUUACAGAGAAAAUAACACACACAGACACACACAGAUGUCCUCUGUUACGGUCCUCCUGUAACUUUUCUGAUUUAAGUCUCCGCUUUAAAUCACCAGCUUUGAUAAAGUCAGAGGUCACAUGAGGGGAAACUGUAUGUAAUCACCGACACAGUUCUUCUAUCUGAGUCACAGUUAAUAUUUUUCGUUGACAGCUGGAGGAGCGCAUCGACCACCUCUCCACUGACCUGGAAAGAAGGAAAACUAUGAUGAAGCUUCAUGCAGAGAGGAUUCAGCAUUUACGGACUGUCCUUAAUUUAUCUGGAGUUCCUCUUCUCCAUCAGAAACCAGAGGAUACUCUUUGUUUACAGCGUGACCUGACAUGUGCUCACACACUCCAGAACUGA